Molecule: messenger RNA, 2777 nt
Organism: Cucurbita maxima (winter squash)
Lineage: Eukaryota; Viridiplantae; Streptophyta; Magnoliopsida; Cucurbitales; Cucurbitaceae
Product: protein EXECUTER 2, chloroplastic-like
Exons: 11
Coding region: 216-2207 (663 amino acids)
Biological process (GO): response to singlet oxygen; singlet oxygen-mediated programmed cell death
Cellular component (GO): thylakoid membrane
Source: RefSeq, a predicted model, not a curated record
AGGGUACCUACAAAUCUGAUGGGCCUUCUUUUUUUAACAGGCUAAAAAGUUAUCCGAGGGAGGAAGGAUUCUAUCCUUUAUUCACUCUCACCUUUCUCUCUUCUUUCCCUCUCACCCCUACAGAAACAAAAAUCUAGCGCCAACCAGAAGAAGAAAAAACAAGUUGUUGAAGAAGAGGGCGCGGUCAGGAGAGCCGAGACGGUGAAAGCUGUGAGAUGGGGGUCGCCAACACCUCGUGGGUUGCUGGACAAGCAAUACCCAUGCUCCAAUUCAGUCCCUUUUGUUGCUUCGAUUUAUCCACCAAGAAAUCUAAUGAUUCGAAGCUGACUUUGAGUUGGGGUUUUGCUGUACAGAAUCAGGGCAAGCUUUCACUUACUUCAUCUAGGAAUCCCAGGAAUUCUACCUUGUUUUGUCGCUGCAGAGGAAAUGGCAAUACUAGCGACUACAGUGAUAGCAACUCAUCGUCAUCAUCGUCAUCAUCAUCUUCUUCUUCCUUGGAAUGGGAUUGGAGUAGGUGGAGUCGUUAUUUCUCUGAAAUGGAACAGGCAGAAAGCUUUGCCUCUGUUCUUAAGUUUCAACUUGAAGAGGCUGUUGAGAAAGAAGACUUUGAAGAAGCUGCAAAAUUGAAACUGGCUAUUACCGAAACUACACAAAAGGACAGUGUUGCUGAAAUCAUGUACCAGUUGAAGAGUGCAAUAGAGGAGGAGCGGUACCAGGAUGCGUCGAUGCUGUGUAAAUGCACAGGAAGUGGACUGGUGGGCUGGUGGGUGGGGUACUCUCAGGAUUCAGAUGAUCCCUUUGGCCGACUAAUACGCAUAACUCCUGGCGUUGGGAGAUUUAUUGGAAGGGGUUACAGUCCAAGACAGUUGGUUACUGCAUCGCCAGGAACUCCAUUGUUUGAGAUUUUUGUUGUCAAAGAUGAAGAGAGAUAUGUCAUGCAGGUUGUGUACUUGCAACGAUCCAAAGGAAAAUCGUUAAUCUCAACAAGUCAACCAUCAGAGCCUUCAAAUAGCCCUUCCACAUCUGGAAUCAAGAAUCAAGCUACUGUAGACGUUCCAGAGAAUGAAGCCACGAAGGAGAAAAGUGAGGAGAAGAGCAUUACUACGGAAGAAGCUACUGAGGAGGGAAUAAAGGGAGUGAUAAAUUUUUUGAAAGAGAAAAUUCCGGGAUUAAAAGUUAAAGUAAUGAAUAUCAAUGUUCCCGAGGAAGUCAUUGAAGACGCUAACUCUGUCAAGCAAUUGAUGCAAGAAGACAAUGAGAAAACGGGGACUAGUGGGAAUUCUGAUGAUGCAAUGGAUAAGUUAGAUGAGAUUAAGCCCGAGACAGUUUCCUUAGGUGAGAAUAGCGAUGCCGGUGACGACGAAAAGGAAUUAGAUAUAAAGCUUUAUAUUGGUGGGGUUGUACAUAACAGUGAAGAGACUCCUACCAAGGAUGAGUUUGUACGCCAUCCUGCUUAUAUUAAGGAUAUGGACAGAGAUUCUUUUGUGCUGCAUAAUCCUGGGAGAGGCGUAGAUCUUGAUGCUACAGACAAUAAAGUCUCAAAGGUCAAAGUGGCAGCUUUAACAGCCCAAGGUGUUUCUGAGCUUAUGCCAGCUGAUGUCGCCAAGGCAUUUUGGGGUGUUGAUAAGGUUUCCCCAAAGAUUUCGAGGAAUGUUCGGGAGAUAGUCAAACUGACUGUCAGUCAAGCACAGAAGCGGAGUAAACUAUCUGAAUAUACUACUUUCAGUCGGAUUACCACAUCGAGGGGAGACCUAGAUCCAUUUGAUGGUCUCUAUGUUGGUGCAUUCGGCCCUUAUGGCACUGAGGUGGUGCAGUUGAGGCGAAAAUUUGGACAUUGGAAUGAUUUGGACAACAAGGACAAGACUUCAGAUAUGGAGUUCUUUGAGUAUGUAGAAGCAGUAAAGUUGACUGGUGAUCUUAAUGUUCCUGCUGGCCAGGUCACUUUUCGGGCUAGAAUUGGGGGAGGAACCCGCACCGCCAACCGUGGAAUGUAUCCAGAUGAACUGGGAGUGGUUGCUAGUUAUAAAGGUCAAGGAAGAAUAGCUGAAUUUGGGUUCCGAAAUCCACAAUGGGUUGACGGAGAACUUUUCCAACUAAACGGCAGGGGUAUCGGUCCAUACGUCGAAGGUGCAGAUCUCGGGUUUCUCUACGUCGUUCCUGAACAAAGUUUCCUUGUACUCUUCAACCGCUUGACGUUACCAGAGUGAUGCAUGCUUGAUUCUUGCCUCAUGCCUAGGUUCAGUUUCCUUUCCGAAUCAGAGGAACGGCAAUGCCCGACUUCCCUUCCGAACCGGACGAACGUUCUAGUCUCUGUAACGAAAGGUUCGAGCAAAGAAGAGUCUUCCUUCCAGAUACGUAUUUCCCCCCAGCGCUUCUUUGAUAUCAAAUUGUGAUGAUUUAGCAUAGAAGGGUUGUUUUCCUGAGAACAUAUUUGAGUGAGAUGUAGUGAAUAAUAGGGGAAAUAUACAUUGAAUGAAGCAUAGAAAGUAUAGGUGUUGCUUCUUCAUGGAUGCCCAAGUUUUGUUAUGGGAAGCUUUUGAAAGCAUUGGUAAAGGACAAGGUUGAUUGGAAAUGAAAAGUAAAGAGAGUAGGCUUAAAAGCAGAAAAGGCAUUGGUAGUGCUUCCUCUUUCGAUGAUCUGUCAAGAAGAGGGAGGGGAUGCUUUUGUCGGGUGUGUUGCGUGUUGUAAAGGAAGUGGGCAAGUAAGGAAGGUCCACUACAUAACAUUACAAAAAUGAUGCCUUUAUGAAUAUACUAUGGAUGCGAGAGGGAGACUGA